Dracunculus medinensis (Guinea worm) is the source of this 993-nucleotide messenger RNA. Lineage: Eukaryota; Metazoa; Nematoda; Chromadorea; Rhabditida; Dracunculidae. The record is from the annotation of a GenBank genome assembly.
AUUUCUUUUCAGUGUACAUGGACGGUCCAUGGUGGAACUAAAGUAUUUGCUCAAACAUGUUGUGCCGGUGAAAUAAAUGCAUUAUGCAGAGAAUUAGGAGAACAGGGACGAAAUAUUUUGGUACUUUUUAACGCAAUUUGCGCAAUCGUUUGCAUUUUGCUCGUGCCAGUCGUUAUUAGGGAACGCAGGCGAAAUCAUGAAGCCCGUGGAUGGGCUUUAAUGGAAAUAUUUUUGUUUGGUGCUGCUGCACUUUAUUCUAUUUUACUAAUAGACUGGCUUAAUCCUACGUCAUCAACAUGCUAUAUUGCAAUUUGGCUUCGACAAAUUGGUUUUUCAACAUUCUAUGGAUCGAUACUAUUGAAAAUUUAUAGGAAUCUUCAAGAAUAUCGCGUACGGAAAGCGCAUCAUGUUUCAGUGAAGGAAGAAGAUUUAUUGAAAUAUCUCGCAUGUUUACUUUCUUUAACAGUAACAUCGUUGGUAGCUUGGACUGUUGGAUCAUGGCCAAACGAUAAUUUAUGGAAUAGUGCUUGGCCUCAAUGUGAUAAUCAAGCGUGGAUCUACACAUGGUACAUGUACGAACUAAUAUUUCUUUUAUAUGGACUUAGAUUAUGCUAUAAGGCACGUAACAGUACAUGGUUGGAACGAUGGCAAUUUACAAUAGCCGUGUGCCUGGAAACUGUCGUUACAUUGCUGGUCAACCUUAUAAGAAAAUUUCACUUGCAGAUUAGUUCAGAAAGCAUGAGGCGAACGCAGACAUUAUCAGGCAGUAGCUCAAAAGCACAUCCAUCUUUAGCAAAAUUACGAGAUAACCUUCUAAAUGGUACUGUUGAUUUCAAUGAAAUACCUAUUGCCGAUAUGAACCCUGAAGAUAUUCGGGUUCGUCGUGUUGAUGAAGAGGAGAGAAGCGAUUUAACAGUUGAAUCUGCCCCACACAAUGUCUUUCUUUCAACAUAUAAACUGCAAUUAGAGCCAAACCAAUCUGUUCGAGUAUAA